This is a messenger RNA of Jatropha curcas, 2912 nucleotides long. RefSeq names its product DNAse I-like superfamily protein. NCBI's taxonomy places the organism in Eukaryota, Viridiplantae, Streptophyta, Magnoliopsida, Malpighiales, Euphorbiaceae. Gene Ontology annotation, molecular function: 3'-5'-RNA exonuclease activity. The record is from RefSeq and is a predicted model, not a curated record.
CCAAAGGUUUGAACGACCGAACGUUCAUUUUAAACACCUAUGACUUACAGUCUACGUUGUCGAUUAUACAAACGAUGCGUCGUAUUAGUACCAUCGAGAUACUUCACAAAUUGCAUAUGUGAUCGCUCAGCGCCUCACCGAGUCGAACUCAGCGUUGAUGAAGCGGUCUGCUACUCCUCUUCAUUUCCUUGCCGCUGCGGCCACCGACACUACUAUCAUGUCUUCUCGCCCUUAUCGAGGUGGUAGAAAGCAAUGGGGAAGAGGCUUCUCCGACCGUCCGUACGACGGCGGAAGAGACCAGCAAAUCGUAACAGGAGACUCUCACUUCCGCUCAGUACGAGAAGCCAAUUUAGGAAUCCGUCAAGCAGGAGGCCGAGGUUUUAAUCCACGAUGGCAAUCUUACGAUCAAAGCCGGCAGCUUCCCCGAUCUCCACAUUGCAAUGCAAACCAACAGUUUCGGCAACCUCCACCGUUCAUUCAGAAUCAGACCAAUCAGUUCCGUCAAUCUCCGCGGAUUGAUCAGAAUCAAGCUUUUCGACCGCGUCUUCCUAAGCCCUUGGAUUACCGGGAUUGGGAGUACGCAAAAACGGCGCCGCCUUCUGAUUCUGAAAAGUUUAUUGUUCUUUCCUAUAAUAUACUAGCUGACUAUCUCGCUAUCAACCAUCGGAGCAAACUUUACUUUCACAUACCUCGCCGUAUGUUAGACUGGGAAUGGAGAAAGAGAAGUAUACUUUUUGAGCUUGGCUUAUGGUCGGCUGAUAUAAUGUGUUUUCAGGAGGUUGAUAGAUUUCAGGAUUUGGAAGAGGAGUUGAAGCUACGGGGCUAUUGUGGCAUUUGGAAGAUGCGGACUGGGAAUGCAGUUGAUGGUUGUGCAAUCUUUUGGAGAACAUCAAGAUUCAAGUUGCUCUAUGAAGAAUCCAUUGAGUUCAAUAAGCUUGGACUUCGUGAUAAUGUUGCUCAGAUUUGUGUGCUAGAGAAGUUAACAAGUAAAAAUUGCACUGAAAACUCGUCAUCUCUAUCUACAAGUUCAGCAGGUUCUGAUAAAGUUGUGAUGUGUAACAUUCAUGUUCUUUACAAUCCCAGAAGAGGAGAAAUUAAGCUUGGUCAGGUCAGGACACUCCUUGACAGGGCAUAUGCUGUUUCAAAAAUGUGGAAUGCACCGGUUGUUAUUUGUGGUGAUUUUAACUGUACUCCAAAGAGUCCAUUGUACAACUUUAUCUCAGAACAGAAGUUAGAUUUGACUGGAAUUGAUCGAGAUAAAGUAUCAGGACAAGCUUCUGCUGAAAUACGUGCUCCAAGGCCAUUUAACUCAAAUCACAAUCCUAACCCCAAUACCAGGAUUGAUUCUUCCUACAACUCAAUUCAAGCUCCUCUGGUGGUGAAUAACAAGCUGGAAGAUUCUCUAUCAGUCAUACAGAAGCAGAAUGACUUAGGUAAAUCCGAGGAGAUUAUUCUUUCUAGUGACAACCACUUGCCAGAUGCAUCUGAUAUGUCAUGUACAGUCCAGCAGUGUGGAAGUGUAAACAGUGGAAUGUGUCUGAAAAAAACAAAAGAAACUCAGCAAGAUGUGAUAGGCAGUUGCAAGGAAGAUACUGAGUCCACUAUCUCAGUUUUGGCUGAUAGCUUUGACAAAAAUCUAGCUAUAUCUCAUACUGAGAACAAACUUUCCGUUGAUCAACCGGACGAGAAGAUUCAUAUGUUAAGUGUUACAGUAACUUCCCAUCCUGAAGACGCAUAUCCUGAUGAGAAUGAAAUGGGACAGAAAAGCUCUCCUUCUCUUUCUAAUGAAGGUUGCUUAACUGAACAUUCCCAUGCUGAUAUUUAUAUAGAAAAUAAAAGCACAGACUUUGGUAAUCAUGUACAUUCUGUUGAAGUCUCUUCUGUGGAGAGCUUCAGAUAUCUAUCAUCCCAGCCGGUUGUGGUGCAUGAUAACACUGACCUUUCAGUCCCCUGUCACACGAAUAUGUCAAGUGUAUUUACAAGUGACUGUGAAGGAGACAAGAAACUGGAGGAUGCAUCUUCUCAAGAGCUAAAUGACUUCCAACUGGCUAGUGGAAUUAUAGGUGAAGAUCAAAAUAAAUUUUUAUCUAGGCUACAUGAUGCAGAAGAUUCGUUGCUUCUGGCCUUUGGUCAAAAUCAAAGUAAACAAUCAUUUUUGGUGAACUCCCAGAAUGAAUUUCCUUUUGAUCUAAAUGGUUCUGUUUUGCAUUCACCUAGUAAUGAAGUUCUUGAUGAUAUUUCCUUGGACCUGGAUUCUGAGGCUGCUACAGUGGACAAAACUAUGUAUGAUCCAUCAUUGUGGACUCCUGUGGAAAUAGCAACUGCCACUGGCAGCAUAGACAACAUCUGUCUGGAACAUCCUUUAAAGCUUAAAAGUGCAUACACAGAAGUUCAGGACUGUUCAGGGACAAGAGACCCAAAUGGAGAACCCUUGGUGACCAGUUACAAUAGGUGUUUCUUUGGCACAGUUGAUUACAUAUGGUUUUCUGAAGGACUCCAGACUAACAGGGUUCUUGCUCCAAUACCAAAACAUGCUAUGCAAUGGACACCAGGAUUUCCAACAAAGAAAUGGGGUAGUGAUCAUAUUGCCUUGGCUUCUGAGUUGGCAUUCACGAAAGAUACAACAGACAACAGCAUAGAAGUACAGUAGAAAGAUUGGUAUUGUGAUUUGCAAUCAGGUUAACUCUCAGCCCUAGUCUCUCCCGUUAUGUGCAAAUCAUCACGUGAUAGUUUUGGGUCAGUGUUAUUCUUGUACAAUUCCUUGUAUAUAUUAUUCCAUGGCUGAAAUUUUGAUUUCUUUAGGAUUUUUAGUUAGAAGACAUUUUAACGAGUUCUCAUCAUUUUAAGUUUUGCUUGUAUCGUACAAUUCAUGCAAAGUAGUAGAUAAAAAAUUGUGCCUAGUUCGUUAAACU